AUGACGAACCAUCGGUACCCGUGUUCAUUGCUGUUGCUCGUGACGGCGGUGGCCGCCGUCAACGUUCGAAUUUCCGCGCGCGAGGUGUCCCGCACUCCCGGCAACGCGACCGGCGCCGCGGAGAAAACGCCCGACGAUCAAAACAGUAAGGCAGCGGCCGACCGACUCCGCGACCGGAUGAUCCGGCUAACCAGUGAGCGCAGCAACGCGGUCGCCGCGUUGACCAUCGCCCAGCAACGGGAAUACAUGUUGGCGUUGCUGGAGCGUGAGAAAUACGAGUGAGACGACAUUAUCGAUAGCUAAUAAUAACCCCGGACAUGGCCGCCGUUUGGGGAGCGGAGGGGGUCCGCAGGGUACACCGUUGGCACGCCCAUUUUCUCUCUCUCUCUCACUAAUCGGUCUGGAAUUAAAAUUUACAAUUGCGCCGAUUAGCGAAUAAUAUGGCCAAUGCGUAAAAAUUGAAAUAUAUCAAUAAUCAUUACAUAUGGGGGUGGACUAGGUAAAGCACAUUGUUAUCUAUCAUUUAUUAGACGUGUACUAUUGGUAUGCACGACCAAAGCCAUUUCCAACUUUCCCGAUAACGUUUUUUUUUCCGUCGGUACGCAUAAAAAAUGAUUGUUGUAAUAUUGUUAUAAUAUCGUUGUAAUAUUCAUUUGUUAUCAAGCGACUAUCAACAACAACAAUAUUGACCACGUCCGUCGACAGAUUACCGGAAAAUACAUUCUUAAAAUAGAUUGAAAAUAAUAUUUUCAUUCAUUUUUUUUAGAUUCUGAGUGGAGCGAAGAAGCUUGUGGUUUUACAUAGAUGUUUAUUUAUUUUUUUUUUUUUUUAUCUAUUCUGUGAACAAAUUCUCUCGGAGUUUUCUCGGCGAAUGUGAAAAAACAUUGGGCAGACUUAGGAAAACCGGGGAAAUCGGUACAACAUUAAACAAAUAUUAUUAAAAAAAACAUAUAGAGCCUAUUUAAUUGUUUUACAAUAAUAUGGCAUAUAUAUUCUCGACAAACCACCACUAUCGACUGAACUCCGGUCAGAAUCGGUUUCUCGUAAGCAAUGGUCCAUCGUUGCUUACGGGUAUACAUUAAUUUACCUUAAAAUAUAUUAUACAGCUAUAAGUAUUUUUAUUCCAUAAGUAAGUCGGUAAGUCGGUUUUGUAAAUAAAUGUAUAAUUAACAAACGGCCCAUAAUUUUAAAAAUAAAUAAUUACAAAAUCCAAAAAAUAUAAAAAAAAAAAUGUUCAUGAAAAUAUAAAGCUCUAGUUCCACGCCGUACAUGCGGCUUGCGCACAAAAGAUGUAUGCAUUUACUAUUGUGAAAACAAAAUUGGUCCGCUUAGACUUUGGCACCCCUAUUGAAAAACUCAAACGGACCGCCCUUAAACCCCAACCCCCUCCCCUCCCGGGACUGUCUUCGGUCCAGACCAAUCGCCGAUUUACGCUUCACCGCUCCGGAAAUGCCCGGGAAAAUAGUUUUUCCCACCAACGUCGCACAACAAUGAGCGGGGUGGCCGUGCGGACCGCGUAUUCAUUUGUACAGUCGCCUUUUAUUGUCUUCGUGUUGGCUGUCGCGAUGUUACUAACGUAUUGUUGCGCCGCGGCCGUAGGUGUUUGCACGCGACCACGGACAAGAUGCGCAGGCUGGUGCACGGCAUGCGACAAGCCGACGACGGCGCGUACCAGGAGACGUGCGACCGGAGACAGACGGCCGCCGUCACUGCGCGGCCGCUGGGCCGGUCGGGUCGCCGACUGCACGUGUGCCGCCAGCUGCUGGCCGCCGCCGAAGUCGGUCUGACGCGCAUCGAGACCGACCGGCAACUGCGACACGCCGGCGGUCCGUAG
Cinara cedri is the source of this 1834-nucleotide messenger RNA. Lineage: Eukaryota; Metazoa; Arthropoda; Insecta; Hemiptera; Aphididae. The record is from the annotation of a GenBank genome assembly.